AUGUGCGAGACGCGACGGCAGCGCAUAGCUGGCAUGCUGGAGAAGCAGAGUCGUUGGAGGAAGGAAUGGUGUGAACGCUUCUUCGUUCUUGAAGAGGACUUCAUCAACUACUUCGUCUCGCCUCCGGCCAUCCUCAGCGACGACAGCCUGCGAGAUGAGAUCCGCGGAAGGAUACCCUUGGCAGGAGUCAUGGCCGAACCUCUUCAGGAGCCUGGCCGGCCCUACUGCAUCCGGCUUGGACGCGACAUUGUCAGUUGCAAGACAGAGCCGGAGCAGCAGAAGUGGCUCCAAGCAAUCCGUGCCGCUGCGCAUGUUGAGGCGACAUGCCGAACAGGCUCCUUCGCUUCGACUGCAGACCACGAAAUGCCAAGGAGCUUGAAUGGGAGCGCCCACGAGGGGAGGAAGCCUCGAGAGUGCAGUGGCCAGCAGGCGGAAUUGAUCCUCCUGAACCCGGAGGGCACCCAGAAGGUGCUACAAUGGCGGGAGCCGGCGACCGUGCAACUCUCCUCGUCUCGCCCGGCGGUGCUGCUGGUGCUGGACCAAUCCACAUCCAGCAAGGACCGGCCAUCCGGUCAGACGCGGGCUCUUUGCCGACUCGCUGCCGACCGCUGCGUGCCUGGGUGCCACAACUUCCCGGUCGAGCCGCUGGGGAGGAGCUCAUCCUCCGAAGCAGGCGAGUGCACACUUCGAGUGGAAAUCCUCAGCAGCAGCAUUCUCCAUGCGGAAAUGUGGAGGAGUUCUGCAUCAUCCUUUGGAGCUCUGGGUGCAGCUUGCCUCCUCAUCUGGUGGUACAGCGCCUUCGUCUAUGCCGUUGCGGGCCUACCGCUGAUGUUCUAUUCGCUCCAGUCUCUCCAGCGAGCACAGCAUGUCACAUUUAAAGCUGAGCAGCUGGUGAGAGCUGAGCGUGGCUCGCGUGAAGUCCCGAGCCCUGCGCGGAGCCCUUCCAACAGCGUCCUGCGGGAGCCAGCGCCACGGUGGUCCGGCACCUGGAUCCUCGACAAGAGUUGUAGCGAGAAGUACGAGCCAAUCCUCAAGGACAUGGGAGUGAACUACUUGAUUCGGAAGGCAGCAGACGCGAAGACGUCCGUGCUGGUCAUCAGCAAGUCUGCUACCCAUGUCAACUUUGUGGUCAAGAACCUCGUGACCGUGGAGGAUCUCUUGCCGGUAGAUGGCGCCUGGGUCCCUAAGCCUGUCCCUCCGGCUGGUCGGAUGCGCGGCGAGAUGCGCCUGCGCCUGACCAAGUCCACCGAGAACGAGCUGGAGAUGGUCACCGAAUUCCCGCCUGGUGAAGGUGGUCUCUGUGACACGUUGGUUGUCGAUGACGACGGGAACUCCUUCUCCAGACGGGUGGUGCGCAAGCGAAGUGAUGGGACGCAGUUGGAGUGUACUCGUGUGUUCCGACGCAUGUCCUGA
Messenger RNA from Symbiodinium sp. CCMP2592, 1413 nucleotides. The record is from the annotation of a GenBank genome assembly. NCBI's taxonomy places the organism in Eukaryota, Dinophyceae, Suessiales, Symbiodiniaceae.